AUGUCGCACCGAGAAAUGGAGAUUCUACCAUGGGAGUGCCGUGACGUAGAGGACCAGGCCGAAGCUUACUACAACCACCCUCUCAGGUCCAUGAACAAGGCCCUCGUCGAGGAGAAUGCGAUGCUGAAGAAGCUUCUUCGAGAAAACAACAUCUCUUGGUCACCUGUAUCCGCCAACUACCAGAAAUACAAGAGUGAUUUUCAACGUGCUCGAUCCUCCUCUACUGGACCGCAUCCUUACCCCUAUCUUCCGACAGAAGUCUUGCUGCGCAUUCUCAAGUGCUCCCUAACCUCAAAGGAUCCGAUCAUCGACCCUCUGUCAAAACUCACGCCCGACAACCUCACGGUCCUAGAGAAGGGCCGCAGUAAUCAAAUUGCCAUCCACUUUUUGGCGACAUGCAAGGCGAUGCACGAAGAGGGCAAUCGCAUUCUAUGGAGUCAGAACACUUUCACCUUCACGACCGACCAGGCUGUCAAGAACUUUGCCAACUUGGACUUCGGAUUCCGUAAGAAUAUCCAGCAUGUCAACUUCCGCAUUAUUGCCCAGUUCUACGAUGACAAGAAGAGAAAGCACAAGCUCGAGCGAUCUUACCACCCCUACCUCAAGAACGAUAUUACAUUGCGGACAAUCCCCCGGGUGAACGAGCUUACUUAUGCCCGCGGCGGCUUUCGCUGUUACUCGUGGGGCCAAGUGACGGAUUUUCUGCGUGCUCUCCGCCCUCCAUUCGAUCCUAAGCAUGACAAGAAAAUGGUUCGCCCCAAGCUGCUUCCCGGCCUUGCGUCACUCAGAAUCGACUUGGUGAACUUUCUGGACGACUUUCUCCCCAUGCCCAGCAGCGAUCUGCACGACAUGGCAUCCCAUGAGCUUGGAUGCUCACUCAACGAGUUGCAAGUCACCGGUCUACCGAUAGACGAUACCGGCAACAAGGCCACCGCAGAGCUUACUGGGCUCUUGCGUGAUGAGGGCCUCUUCCUUGCUGGUCUUCCUUCAUUCGUUCAAGUCAAGAACUCCCUGAAGCCUCUGCCAGGAAUCUCGAGCUGCGCACGUGUUGUUCGGGCCUGGAUGUCCAUUAAGGGAAAAGGUGACAGUACACACCCCGACUCUUCUCACUCGGAGUCUGAAGUUGACAUGGGCCACCAUCACCCCCGUGAACCCAUCAUGCCCCCAGCGCCUCCAGAGACCGGUCACCCCAAGUCUGCACCCAACCGUGAAGACUUGACAAUUUGGAAGAAGGUGCCCAAGACCCGCGAUGGUGAUGACCGACAGUGGGCCGAGUUCUGCCGCAGCAGCGGCUUUCCCAUGGAGGACAUUGAGGAAAUGAUGGGCGACGAUGACGAACUAGGUGUCUGUCCAUGUUGCGGCGAACCCCACGGUAGUAUGUUGGACCUUCUCGAGACGAGUGACGCGGACUGA
Messenger RNA from Colletotrichum orchidophilum, 1413 nucleotides. RefSeq lists its product as uncharacterized. The coding region runs from base 1 to 1413 and encodes 470 amino acids. Lineage: Eukaryota; Fungi; Ascomycota; Sordariomycetes; Glomerellales; Glomerellaceae. The record is from RefSeq and is a predicted model, not a curated record. The transcript has 2 exons.